Molecule: messenger RNA, 507 nt
Organism: Engraulis encrasicolus (European anchovy)
Lineage: Eukaryota; Metazoa; Chordata; Actinopteri; Clupeiformes; Engraulidae
Gene: cabp5a
Product: calcium binding protein 5a
Exons: 6
Coding region: 1-507 (168 amino acids)
Biological process (GO): regulation of voltage-gated calcium channel activity
Cellular component (GO): cytoplasm
Molecular function (GO): calcium channel regulator activity; calcium ion binding
Source: RefSeq, a predicted model, not a curated record
AUGAGUUUGGGAGCAGCAUGCAUAUUCGUCCGAGGGGCCAAGAUCGAACGCGAACUUGCAGAGGAUGAGAUAGAAGAGCUGCGGGAGGCGUUUGAGGAGUUCGAUAAGGAUAAGGACGGCCUGAUCAGCUGCAGGGAGCUGGGCAACCUGAUGAGGACGAUGGGAUACAUGCCCACCGAGAUGGAACUCAUAGAGCUGGGACAGAAUAUUAACAUGAACCUGGGAGGUCGUGUGGACUUUGAGGACUUUGUAGAGUUGAUGACCCCCAAGCUGCUGGAGGAGACAGCAGGCAUGAUCGGAGUCAAGGAACUGAAGGACGCCUUUAAAGAGUUUGACAUGGAUGGCGAUGGUGAGAUCACGACGGAGGAGCUGCGCAUGGCGAUGACCAAGCUGAUGGGCGGACACAUGAACCGCGCGGAGAUCGACGCCAUCGUACAGGAAGCUGACGACAACGGGGACGGAACUGUGGACUUCGAGGAAUUUGUCCGCAUGAUGUCUAACGCCUGA